AUUAUCCUACUCGCCAUGUUCAGCGCAACUUUUUCUCUUGUCCCCACCUCUCCCAGUUUCCACUUUCAUUCAUUAUAGUGGCAUAGCACUCGGUAACUUCCGACAUUUUCCGCAUCGGGCAUAAGCAAACGGCACAAUGGCGGAUGUAGGGAAAACGUUUCUUUUGGAGCUGCUCAAAGAAAAUGGAAACAGUGAAUGUGCAGAUUGUGGAUGUAAAGAUCCUGAGUGGGCAUCAUGUACAUUAGGUAUUUUCCUUUGUCAAGACUGUGCUGGAAUACAUCGCAGCCUUUCAACUGGUGUCAGUCGAAUAAAAUCUAUACAUUUGGACAGAUGGGAAAACGAACAGCUUCAGCUGAUGAAAAAAAUUGGUAAUGUGAAAGCAAAACAAGUUUAUGAAAAAUAUGUUCCACCCUUUUACAAAAAGCCCAAAGUAACAGAUCCUGGUGUACUGAAAACAGAGUGGAUCUAUGCUAAAUACAAACGCUUUGAAUUCGAUGAUCCUCAACACCAAAAUGAAUAUUUGAAGGAAACAAAAGAAGGUAUUUUGAUGAAAAGAGGAAAAGAAAAUCAAAAGUUUAAGCCAAGACGAUUUUUGCUCUCUCGAUCUGAAAAUCUUUUAAAAUAUUUUAAUAAGGAGAACGCAAGCAGACCUAAAGCUGAAAUUAAUUUGGAUAGUUUGAAUGCUGUGUUUGUGCCUGAAAAGAUUGGACAAUUAAAUGGUCUUCAAAUUACAUAUACCGACCGUGGAUCAACCCGAUGUAUCUAUGUUUACCACCAAGACAGCAAGGAAAUUGUAGAUUGGUACCAGUCAAUAAGGGCAUUGAAAUUAGAACGACGUAAGAUUGCCUUUCCUGACAAAAAUGUAUCUGAGUUGUGUGAGGAUUUAACAAGAAGUUUCAGUAAAGAAGGAUGGCUCAGUAAGAAAGGACCCAGAGAUGAACCAUUCAGAAAACGGUGGUUUACAUUUGAUCGUAGAAAAUUGAUGUAUUUUGAAGAACCUUUGAAUGCAUUUGCUAAAGGAGAAAUAUUUAUUGGCCAUAAAGACAAUUGCUAUUCCAUUGUGGAAGGAAUACCUGCUGAUGGUCGAACUGCACCUGGUUAUGGUUUUACACUUCACACACCUGACAGAGACUUUUAUUUGAGUGCUGACUCUAAAGCUGAAAUGGAAGAGUGGAUACAUGAAUUGACUAAAGUUACCUUGACCCCGUUAACACCCCAAGAUAAUAAAAUUGCUGCCUCGAUGGUCAACAAAAGGCCUACAACUAUUUACCAAAUGAUGAAAAGAUGAAAUUGAAAUGUCUAGGAAAUGCCAAACAUUUUCCUGCACCAAAAUCUUCAAAACAAUCUGCCUUGCUAUUGAUUUUGAGAGGACUGACUAAAUUACUGCUGCUACUACUACUACUACUACUACUACUACUACUACUAUUCCAAAAUAUUGAUCAUCUUCGUUGUUGUCAUUGUCACUGUCAUCAUAUUGUACCAGAAAUAUCAGAGCAUAGUUUUGGAGGAAUGAUACUUCUUAUUCAUCUUGGUAUCACUUAGAUUAAAUAUGGAGCCUUAUUGUUAACCAUUUCAGGCACCUAAAAGGGCUCAUCUGAUUAUAAAAUUUAAAAUCAAAAUAAUACAACAGCAACAAGACUUAAAAUGAUAAUAAAUAAUUGUUGCAUUCUUCAAAAUAUAUUCCUUCCUUGAAACUGAACAUAUUUAAUAUCAUAUGAAACGUUGAGCCAGAAUAUAAAUAGGCAAUCAUAUACAUACAUAUAUAUUUAUACUUAAUUUCUGUAGUCAAUCUCUGUUACAAUAUCUUUAAAUUGUUCCAAUUGUAUUGUUUCUGGUUGGUUUUUCUUGCUGAUCUAAAAUUAUUGGUUCCAAAGAAGUCAUUCUCAUAUCUGUUUUCUUCCCCUUUGGUAGUUAUUUGGUUUGUCUCCUCUUCAAACUUUAGCAAUAAAAGUAAAGAUUAUUUUUUAAUUAAUAACAUUUACAGUGCACUCUUGAUUGACUUUAGUGUUUUAGAAACUGGUAUGUUUCUAAUAAGACUGACUGGAAACUGUUGCUUAUUGUUGCUCUAGUUGGAGCCAAAGUGAGAGUUGUUGGAAGGUAUCAUCUUGUGAUAUUUUUAAUUUGGACUAUUACAUUCCUAAUUUUUCUUUUUAAUGAAAAUGUUUUACUAUUGUAGCAACUGUAAAAUCUUUAUUUUUUAAACAGAUGUGUAUUUUAUUUACAUGUUUCAACAAGCCUUUUAAAAUGUCAACUUAUCCAUUAUUCAUUAGUAAUCUUUGUUCAUCUUGUAUAUAUUGUUCAUCUGAUAACACUGAAGAAAUAGCCAUUUGUUCUAUGGAUGUGAACAUUGUCAUAAAUCUAGGUUGUUAUAACUUGCCCUAUUAGACCUCUUUCAUAUACUAAGCCUUACAUUGCAAGAGUUGUGAACCAGUAUUAAACAAAUUAAAUAUCCCUACAAAUGUUAAAUUUGUAUUCAGACAUACUGUUUAGUUUUGGAUGCUAUGUUGUGACUAUGGGCUGAAGAGUUAGUGAGUAGCCAUGGUUUAUAUUGAAUGUUGUUUGGUAAAGAUACAAAUAAAAUUAACCUCUUGAAUAUUCUGAGUAAAGCUUGAUUGACAGUUUUGUAUAACGUAAAGUAUUUAGAAUAUAUUUUCUUAAACUGGAAUCCAUUAUUUUUUUUAAUAGGACAAUUUCUGAAAAUAAAUGAAAUAUUGUCAAAUAUUGGAUAUUAUAUAAUUUUUGUUGAAUAUUAAUAUCAAAAUUAAUCCAAUUAGAAAUUAUAAAUAACUGCAAAAAGAAAAGUGAAAUCCUUUUUGUAUCUGAAUGCCUUGUUGUAUGUAAAUUGGUAUCUUCAAAUCUAUUGAGCUGAAAUAAUGUAAGGUCAGUUUGGUAAGUUACAAUAUAUUAAAGUAACAUACAUCUACAGUCAAUGUUGUGAUUACUUAUUUACAAUUGACCAAUUUACUCUUCUUUAUUACUAUAAAUGACAGACAAUCAGAUUGAGAAAAAUGACUUAAAUAUUUCUGACUUCAGAAAGGUAAAAACUCUGUGCAAAUCAACUUUAACUGUGGUUUUUAAGCCAAGAUUAAUAUGAAUCUUAAUGCCACUAUAAAACACUAUAGAUUUAUUCUUUCAUUUAGAUAAUGCUUUUAUGAAAAAGAAUUGACAUAUAUAUCUUUUUGAAUCAAAACUUAAGAUUUUCUUCUCUAUUUGAUCCCGAGUGUAAAUUUUUAUUGAAAGAAAGUGUCUUUCAUAUCUAUCAACUUAAUAUGCUUAUGUACUAAUUAUGACAUACUUGAAAUUUGUAUGUAAGUAUAUAAAAAUAUAAUGGGCAAGAAGAUAAAAAAUAAUCCCUUUCAAAAUUUAAAUAUGAUUUUAAUAAAUUAGAUUAAUUUAUUUUUGAGAAGCUGUCUGUUAAUAAGUUGAUAAAUUUUGACAAAUAUUAUCCUCUACUUUUUACCAAUAUGAGCACCACUUGGCUGAAAUUGACAGCUGAUUUAUUUAUAUUAAAAUCUUAAAAAUUAAUACUGUUCUUGUUAAUGGAAUGCCAUUCUACAAUUAUACUGUUUCAGUACUUGAGUAUCUAAUAGAUUUAUUUUAAAACAUAGAUCGUGGAUUAUAAAUAUUUGAGUAAAACACCAAGAAAUGGCUUAUGGAAGUUUUUUUUUUUUUUCCCAUUUCAUUUGUCCAAUUUACAAAUGGUUUAAUAUACAAAAGAUUACUGUAGUAAAUUUAUAUUUUUACAGCUUGAUGGUUCAGCUAUGUCAGCUCCAUUAUUAUCAGAAAAUAUUUGAAAUUGUUUUGUUUUUAUUUAUUUCUAGUUAAUCUGUUUCAUAAAAUAUUUUGAUAACUAAAGAUCAAAUAUACUUUUUUUUCUAACUAGGGUAUUUUCUCUAGUGAAAAUUCAGUAAAAGAAUAAUUUCGUGUUUCCUUUGCAUAUCAUGUCAAAGAAGCAAGUUAUUUGCUGAGUAUUUUAUUAGUGAUCAUACCUAAUUCUUAGAUAAAUCUAUUUGAUGAAAAUUAUAAUUACAUUGGUGUAUUAUUUAAUCCUGUCUUAAGAUUUCAGAUUUUCUUUAAUUAAUAUUUUGAUUUUUAUAUGGCAGACUCAAAUGAAAGAUUUUUUUUUUUAUAUUUCUUUUCAUUCCAGAACUUCACCAGUAUGUAUUAACUUGCAAACUAUUGACUAAAUAAAAUCAUAUUCUGAACAUUA
Messenger RNA from Octopus bimaculoides (California two-spot octopus), 4210 nucleotides. RefSeq names its product arf-GAP with dual PH domain-containing protein 1. Gene Ontology annotation, molecular function: phosphatidylinositol bisphosphate binding; phosphatidylinositol-3,4,5-trisphosphate binding; GTPase activator activity. The record is from RefSeq and is a predicted model, not a curated record. Gene Ontology annotation, cellular component: plasma membrane; intracellular membrane-bounded organelle; cytoplasm. Lineage: Eukaryota; Metazoa; Mollusca; Cephalopoda; Octopoda; Octopodidae. Gene Ontology annotation, biological process: positive regulation of GTPase activity.